Heterobasidion irregulare TC 32-1 is the source of this 420-nucleotide messenger RNA. RefSeq lists its product as uncharacterized. The record is from RefSeq and is a predicted model, not a curated record. The transcript has 2 exons. NCBI's taxonomy places the organism in Eukaryota, Fungi, Basidiomycota, Agaricomycetes, Russulales, Bondarzewiaceae. Bases 1 to 420 code for a protein of 139 amino acids.
AUGCCUCGGAUGUCGGUGUUCGACGCGCGCCUGCAGCAACAGCUUCGCACGGUGAAUAUAGGGCGGUCUGUGCAGGCGCGACAUGACAUUCUCGCGAAGAGCCCGAUCGAAAGCUCCCGCGCGGCUGCACACGCGAUUCGAGAGGGGGAGCUGGAGCAUGCGAUAGAGCUGCUGGAGCAUGGCCGGUCCGUCGUUUGGCAGCAGACGCUACGGCUUCGGCCGUCGACGGACAAGUUGCACCAGGUUUCACCUGCCCUCGCGGGUCGACUGUCCAAGACGAUAGGUGAACUCGACGGCAUGAAUGUUGAACCAUCUGUCGACACAGUGCUCUCACUGGCGCCAGGUGUGCGCCCUUCAGAUUGGCGGCGGCGGCAGACGAGGCGUGUGCGGCGUCAUCUUCCGUCGUCAUUGCCAUCGUGA